CAAGAAUGAGCUAGAUUGAGGCCGUGUUAGUCAUGAGAGGCUGGCAAUAAUCGUCAUUGCGAUUGAUGUUUCGAACUUCACUUCCUCAGGUGAUCUCGACGUUGACAUAUUGUUUCAAGGUUUACUGCAUAAGGGAAGCCCAAGGCUGCACACUGCAUUUCCGCAGAAGCGAAAAAUCCAAGCUCCAAAGUGACCGUGUAACUGCAAUUUGGAGUCACAUUCCUGCAUGUGGCAAAACUGAUUAUGCCAAAUGUACCACGUGAUGCACGGCGGAAGUAAGCUUAAAACAUCAAUCCACCCUCACACUCUAAUCAGUUCAGCUUGGUCAACGACGGAGUGAACCACAACAGACUAUUUCAACUCGUAAUCCAGUUUUGAAAAUCAAGCGGUUUAUCUUCAACAUGUCUCUUUCAAAGCAGGUCAUUCCAGAAGACGUGUUUAUGGAAUUUGAAAUGAAGGGUAGUGUCAAUGGACAUUACUUUGAGAUGAAAGGUGAAGGAAAAGGAAAGCCUUACGAAGGAAUACAGAAAUCCACUUAUUGGGUCACCAAAGGAGGACCGCUACCAUUUUCCUUUGACAUACUGUCGUCAGCGUUCAAAUAUGGAAACAGAUGCUUUACUAAGUAUCCUGAGGGCAUGCACGACUAUUUCAAACAAGCCUUUCCUGCUGGAAUGUCAUAUGAAAGGACAUUUACAUUUGAGGAUGGAGGAGUUGCUACAGCCAGUGGACACAUUAGUCUUAAGGGCAAUUUGUUUACGCACGUAUCCAUGUUUCAUGGCGUAAACUUUCCCGCCGACGGACCCAUCAUGGGAAAGAGGACAACUGGCUGGGACCCUUCCUUCGAGAAAAUGACCGUCUCCAACAACAUAUUGAGAGGUGAUGUGACUAUGUUCCUACUACUCAAAGGAGGCGGUUAUCACAGGUGCCAGUUUCACACUUCUUACAAAACAAAGGAGCCGGUCACACUGCCCCCAAACCACGUCGUAGAACAUCGCAUUACGAGGACCGACAUCGAAGACAAAGGCAGCAAGAAGGUUCUGCUGGAAGAAACUGCUGUGGCUCAUGUUAACCCUUUGUAA
Pocillopora verrucosa is the source of this 1079-nucleotide messenger RNA. NCBI's taxonomy places the organism in Eukaryota, Metazoa, Cnidaria, Anthozoa, Scleractinia, Pocilloporidae. The record is from RefSeq and is a predicted model, not a curated record.